CAUCGAGGUGAAGGAUCACAGUUGACGCAACGAUAUCGUGUUACUUUUCAAAUCGUUUUUAUAACAAACAGUUAACAUUGAAAUAAAAAAUUAAUAAUUAAACAAUUGUUCUAUCCUUAAUAUCAUAAAUUUACUUUGACGUAUUAUUCAAUAGUGAUCUUUUUAAUGAAAAUGGAUGAAAGUGAUAAACAACAAGAUCUGUCUAAAAAAUUACAAAAUAUUCUGAUCGAUCGGUCAUAUUGUUGUGAGAGUCUAGUAACAACCGUAUUAAAAGAUGACUCGAACCGACAUAUUUACAUUCCGUUUAUAUGUUUGAAUACGUUAAAACGUUCGAAAACAUUCUUCACGGCUGUACUUCUUUUUAUGAUUCUAAUGAUGUGUCUCUUCGUCUCAAUAAUUUACGUCAUGUCUUUAGAAAUAGGAGAUCCUAUUUAUCAUGAGAUCCAUAUCGAGCACGAUUAUAUCGAUAAAACGGAAACACCGAUUGAGUUUACUCAAAAAGGAAUUGAUAAAAAUCAAACUUCUGAUAUUGAUAUCAAUGAUUUUAACGAAGACACAUUGAAAAUGAUAUAUUCUUUUCUUCCUGAAGAUCAGAAUAAAAAGCGUUUUAAACGCGAAUUAAACAUAUCGUUUGAAAGUUGUCAAGAAACAGCGAAUUACUGCGAAUCGAUAAACAGUUUUCUUAAGAUAUUCACGAACAAUAAACAUUUUUUAUCGAAUUUGUUGGAAGAUAUAGACAUCGUUGUAAACAAUUUAGAAAAUAAAAAUUCGAAAUUUCUGGAAAUGAUAAGAUGUUUAGAGUGUAAAACCAUAAUAACCGAAAGUUACGAGUUUGAUCCAAUGAGCAACGAAGAUAACGAUAUGUCAUUUCAAAACGAAGAUAAGAAUAUUCAAAUCGUUAUCAAUUUGUUAGACGGUAAACACGAUACGAUUGAUGAAUAUCAUAAUUUAGAUUCAACGGAUAUAGAUGAAAAAAGGGAAACUGAUGAUACUGAAACUAUGAAUUUGAUGCCAGAUCCUAUAACAACGUUAUCGAUUGGUCAGGCUAAAAGAGAUAAUACGCGUCAAAUAGUUGAUAACAUAUUAGAGACAGUUGCUAACGAAUCAUCGGAUACAGUUAACGAGAGAUCGAUGGAUUAUGGACUUAAAUUAUCAUCGUCAAGUUCUCAAAUAAUUUUACCCACUGCUGAAGUUAUGCAACAAGCGAGUCAAGUAGAUUUAAAACCACCGUAUACUUGGAUGCCAUAUUCCACGUGUUUUUAUGGUAUAUCUCAAUUUCCCCAGUCCAGUGAUCUAAAUUCGCCUAUCUUUCCAACAUCCUAUCCGUCUGGUUCUUAUCCUCAAAUUCCUCAACAAUCUAUACCAUAUUCCGGGAAUUCGCAAUCAUCAAAUCCAUCUCCACCAAAUUUCUUACAAAUUCAAGCUCAAAAUAUGCAAUUACUAUCUCCUUCUGAGAACAUUGUUCCUUGGUUAUCUAUGCCAAAUCAAAAAGUUCCCCCGGUUGAACCUGGUAGAUCAUUACAAUUUCAUUGCACAUACUUGCCAGCACCGCCGUUUCAUCCCUCAAACAUUCCAGGAGUUCCAGACUUUAGGCAUACAGGAAAGAAUAUAGAAAAUUAUAAAUCUUUACGUUGUCCAGUAAACACAUUUCUAUGCGUUCAAAACAAUCAAUGUAUCUCGAAAUUAAAAUUAUGCGACGGUUACGUUGACUGUUUAGACGGUAGCGACGAAAAGAAUUGCAGUUGUAAAGACAGAAUAGCGAAAAAUCGAUUAUGUGAUGGAUAUGUCGAUUGUCCUAACGGCGAAGACGAAAUGGAAUGUUAUGAUUGUCCAAAAGAUUCAUUUAGCUGUUACAAUUCUAAAUAUGGAGAGAUAUAUAGUAGAUGUGUAUCUCUUUCUAAACGUUGUGAUGGAUCUCCAGAGUGUCUAAAUGGAAAAGACGAAGAAGAUUGUAGUCUACUAUUACCAACACAUAUCAAAAAUACAGAUAUUAACGUGGUCGGUUAUACCGAGGGUUAUCUACACAAAAAUUACGAAGGCAAAUGGUAUCCAGUUUGUUCGAAAGAAAUGACUUUGGCUGAAGAAGCCUGUAAGAAUGAAUUAAAAUUGAAAAAAAUUGAUAAACCAAAAAUUGAAAUCCGUACAGUAUCUUGGAACGAUUAUGAGGGGUCCUUUUUGAUAAUAACAAAUGGCAAAGCGGAAAUAAUCGAUUCUUGCAUGAACACAGUGUAUGUUAAAUGUCCACCUUAUCCUUGUGGUGCAACACAUCAGUCUCAAGAAUAUAAUUCUUAUAUUUCUGAAGAAAAUAAAAUGAGAAAUAAUUUUAAAAUCGGUCAAGUUAAAUUAUCAAAAAAUUCGACAGAAUCGAACGGAGAAAAAGUGGUUACAAAGCUUAACGAAGAAUUUGAUACGAUCCUAGGGAUUGUUGGAGGUCGUGCUAGUGAACCAGAAGCAUGGCCCUUUUUAAUUGCUAUGUACAAGGACGGCAAUUUUCAUUGUGGCGGUGUUAUUUUAAACGAAUAUUGGAUAAUCACUGCUGCUCAUUGUCUCGUUCAAACUAAUCACUAUUACGAAGUACAAGCUGGUAUAUUACGACGUUUAUCAUUUUCACCUAUGACACAAAAUAGAAUCGCAAAAAGUAUUGUAGUACAUCCGAACUAUGAUCCUAAUACGAUGAGAAAUGAUAUCGGAAUGAUUAUGUUGGAUGCCCCACUCCAUUUUAAUCGAUGGGUUCGUCCUGCAUGUUUUCCAAAUGAGAAUAUACCUGGUUCGAUCUGGGAACAAGUACCAUCCGCUCAUACAAUGUGUGUGGUCAUGGGUUGGGGUGCAUGGAUGGAACGAGGCCCUGAUACUGAUCAAUUGAGAGAAGUUGCAGUACCUAUUUUGUCAGAAUGUAUCGAUUUUGAAUAUGACAAUAAAACUGAGAUUUGUGCUGGAUAUCCGGAAGGUGGUCGAGAUGCUUGUCAAGGAGAUAGUGGUGGCCCUUUAUUGUGCAUGAAUCCAUCCGUGGACUUAUCUUAUUACAUAGCUGGUAUAGUUAGUCAUGGUGAAGGUUGUGGACGUCCAGGAAAACCUGGCAUUUAUACAAAAGUUAGCUAUUUCGUCAAUUGGAUCAAACAAAUUUCUGAAGGACGAUCGACACUUCGUAGGAAAGGUUAUCCUUUAAAAAAAUGUCCAGGUUUUAAUUGUCACGAUGGAAAGUGUUUGCCAAGUAAUCAACGUUGUGAUCGUACGGUACAUUGUUUGUAUGGCGAAGAUGAAGAAAAUUGUAAUGAUUUUACUGAUUUUCAAUUAAUCAAAGAAUCCGAAAACGAAACUCAUAAUAAGUAUAUUACGUAUAAUGAUGAUUACAAAGUAGUUACUGAUAUAUCCAAUAUGAAUGAAACCACGAUUGACAGUUCAAAUACAGAAACUCCUAUCAUUACAGAAAAUAUUUCAUGGUCAUCGUCGGAAACCAGUGCAUAUACUGAUAUUUCUAAUAUUUCAUCGUCAACUAUAAAAUAUAUAGAAUCAACUUCUGUCUCAGCGAUCGCAGAGAAUUCUGUUUCUUAUGUAUUUACAUGCAAACUAUUAAUUCAAAGCAUACAUAUAAGUAAACGAUGUGACAGGAUUAUCGAUUGCGAGGAUGGAACAGAUGAACAUAAUUGUACAUGCAAAGAUAUUUUAUAUCAAUAUCGACCAAAAGCAAUAUGUGACGGAUACAUGGAUUGUAAAGAUAAAACCGAUGAAAAUAAUUGCAAGAUAUGUUCGGAUGAUCAGUUUCUUUGCGAUAGAAGUAAAACGUGUAUACCGUUGUCAAAGAAAUGCGAUGCGAAAUUCGAUUGUCCUUUGAAAGAGGACGAAUUGGAUUGUUUCAUCUUAAGUAAUGGCAAGUACGUGAAUAUGGACAUUGACGGACGUCCAAUUUUAAACAUCGAGGGUGUCCUCACUAGAAAUCAAGAUGAAAAAUGGCAUCCAACUUGUCAUCAUUCUGUAAAAAUUCUUAAUCAAUCAUCAACUGUAAUUAUCGCUAAUAAUAUGUGCGAAUAUUUUGGAUUCGAAAACGUUGAUAAAGUUGAAGAGGUACCAGUAUUGAACAUGGAUCUAGAAUUGAAAGAUAUAAACGGAACAAACACGACUUAUUACCAGUCUAUGCCGACGUACGUCGCUCCUAGCGAGGAACUGUCUACAUGUCUAGGUCUUUACAUUCAUUGCAGACCGGUUCUAAGCAGCAGUGCGAACGUACACUUGCUUGUCGAUCCGAAAACCGGAAGUCGUACUUAUAUCUGGCCGUGGUUAGCUGCAGUCUUUGUCGAUGGUCUCUAUCGUUGUUCAGCAAUUUUAUUAGAACCAAAUUGGCUGUUAUCUAGUUCGACAUGUAUCAAAAAUAUCAAAUUAUCAGAAAACUAUACAACUGUAUUGUUGGGUUAUUCUCCGUCGUUCCUUUACGCGGAUGGGCCUCAUCAGCAAGUGUCAAUUGUAGACGAUAUCAAAAUUUUAAACGAUACAGGUGCAUCACUUAUUCAUUUGAAGACAUCAGUCAAUAUGACGCGUCAUGUGCAAGCACUAUUCCUUGAGAAAAAAAUUUACCCACCAAAUAUUAAGGACAGUUGUAUAGCAGUUGGUACAGACAAUGAAUUGACAAUUCAUACGGUGCUUUUAAAACCAGUUUUGAAAAACUGUCAAAAGUGUCAUCGUUGUUUCGUGAGUGCUAGGAACGAUUUCUGUACGACAAAUAACACAUCAAACGAUUGGAAUGGAAUCAUAUUUUGUCACGGAGUUAAAGGCUGGUAUCCGUCGGCAGUGUUUCACAAAAAAAAUCCACCUUGUAGUUUUCAACGAGUGCAAGCCUUAACGAGCAUUGAUUAUUUAAAUGCAUAUCUUACUCAAGCAAUGGAGGAUAAAAUUAAGCCAUACGAAGAACCUAAAUGCAACGGUGUUCGUUGUAAAAUUGGCCAAUGUAUUCCUUGUAAUCGAAUUUGUGACGGAGUGCAAGACUGCCGAGAUGGUUUCGAUGAGAACAUAAAAAAUUGUAUAAAAUUAAAAGAACUCCGUCAGAACAAUAACAUAUACGGUAUUAAAUGUUCUCAAUUCGAGUUACGUUGUGGAAAUGGCGAAUGCGUAUCGAAAAGUCUAUUUUGUGAUGGAAAGUUCGAUUGCAGUGAUAGAAGCGACGAAAUGACGAACUGUAGUUGUGCGAAUUACUUGAGAUUGACUACGCCGGAACGUAUUUGUAAUGGUAAACGAAAUUGUUUGGAUAAAUCGGACGAAUCGCCAAUGAUAUGUCCCUGCAAGGAUGACAGUUUCAGAUGUGCCGGAAUCAAUGGCACUGAAAUAUGUAUCCCACAAGAAUUCGUAUGCGACGAAGAAAAUGAUUGUCCAGGUGGUGAGGAUGAAGCAGAAUGUAAAAAAAUACAAGAAUUUCAUAAGGAUAAAACUAAUGUCGGAGAAGUAAUACAGAGAAGUUUUGGUAUUUGGCAUUCAGCAUGUUCCCCAAAUCCAAUAAACACAAACGAUGACGCAUCCGAGAUCUGUAAAUCAUUGGGUUAUGUUUCUGGUAUAUUAUCAAACAUACAAAAUGAUACCGUAGCAAUGGUUCCAGUUUUCGAUGAUUUUUAUAUAGUUAGAAUAAAUUACAAAACAUGGUUAACAAUGAGAAAUAAUAGUCCAAUGGUAAAAUUGGUAAAGCCAUCGACACCCUGUUAUCGUGCAUUUGUUGUUUGUAAUUCAAAAUAAAUAACUCUAGUACAAUUUA
Messenger RNA from Vespa mandarinia (Asian giant hornet), 5734 nucleotides. RefSeq names its product serine protease nudel (gene ndl). Gene Ontology annotation, biological process: proteolysis. The record is from RefSeq and is a predicted model, not a curated record. Gene Ontology annotation, molecular function: serine-type endopeptidase activity; protein binding. Lineage: Eukaryota; Metazoa; Arthropoda; Insecta; Hymenoptera; Vespidae.